AUGGGGCCCCCGGCAAUAGGGGAUCAUGGGGCCCCUGUGUCCUUGCCCAAACUCAAAAAUGCCUAUGAAAAAGGUACCAGGGGCAUCUCAUGGGGCCCCCUACUGACCCAAGGCCCUCGGGAAGUGCCAGAGUUUCCAAAUAGUCAGUCCGCCCCUGUUAGAGACUAUUAAUGUGAUUCUAAAGGUAUGGGGUUUUUUUUUACAUAAUAAGCAUUUUCUACUUACUUGAUCUCAGGAUGGCUGAUUUAAAUCACACUGUCAGGUCCUUUGGAAGCUUUUCAAAGGGUUAAAU
Messenger RNA from Staurois parvus, 292 nucleotides. Lineage: Eukaryota; Metazoa; Chordata; Amphibia; Anura; Ranidae. The record is from the annotation of a GenBank genome assembly.